AAUCUGAAUGGUAAUUACUAAUUAGUAGGAGAAAAAAUCGAUGGCAACUUCGAAGCUUCAAGCUCUCUGGAAUCAUCCAGCUGGACCUAAGACAAUUCAUUUUUGGGCGCCGACGUUCAAGUGGGGUAUAAGCAUUGCCAACAUUGCAGACUUUCAAAAACCUCCAGAGACCCUUUCAUACCCUCAACAAAUUGUGAUCACAGGCACUGGACUUGUUUGGUCGCGUUACAGUACUGUAAUCACUCCGAAAAACUGGAAUCUCUUUAGCGUAAGUCUUGGAAUGGCCGUGACAGGCAUAUACCAACUUACUCGUAAAAUAAAGCACGAUUAUGCAUCUGAAGCAGCUCCUAUUAUUGCAAAAGAAUGAUGAAGAUGAAGCCUUGUGGUUCUUAUUAAAAACUCAUCUUUCUUGCAGAUUUAUUCCAAAAAAUCAUCAUGUCAAGGCUUGAUUUUGUUUGAAUACCCAAAAAACCGCCGGCUUAUAAAUUGUUUGUUAUAGUUAGAUAAUGAAAUACUGGUGUGAGU
Messenger RNA from Arabidopsis arenosa, 525 nucleotides. Lineage: Eukaryota; Viridiplantae; Streptophyta; Magnoliopsida; Brassicales; Brassicaceae. The record is from the annotation of a GenBank genome assembly.